This is a messenger RNA of Drosophila gunungcola (fruit fly), 3551 nucleotides long. It is a transcript of the gene Sox14, whose product is annotated as putative transcription factor SOX-14. Lineage: Eukaryota; Metazoa; Arthropoda; Insecta; Diptera; Drosophilidae. The transcript has 2 exons. Gene Ontology annotation, biological process: cell differentiation; positive regulation of transcription by RNA polymerase II; anatomical structure morphogenesis. Gene Ontology annotation, molecular function: RNA polymerase II cis-regulatory region sequence-specific DNA binding; DNA-binding transcription factor activity, RNA polymerase II-specific. The record is from RefSeq and is a predicted model, not a curated record. Bases 1917 to 3356 code for a protein of 479 amino acids.
UGGCCUGAUCUCAUCAUCGAGAGGAAUAUCCGUCCUAUCGCCUCUAUUUACAUGUGCGCCCACUCAGCCAAAGUGAAAUUCACGCCAGCGAUGCACUUCUUAUCAGCUCUAAUGGGAACUACUUAGAUAAACACGCACAGCUGUCCCGUCAAGGCAAACGUACUUCAUAUUCGGCAGCGAGACCCACAUACGGAAUACAUACAAAUACAUUUUCCAGACCGGACAGGUCAACAAAAAGUUUGACUGAUAAGAUUUCCUCCAGAUUAGAUUCAAGUUUUUUGCGAUUAUUUUCUUUGUUUACAAAUACAAGCACGGCAAAACAAUUAAUGUAGAUUAGCAAUCGAACGGACGUUUGUAUUUAUUUACGCUUGAUCAUAAAAGCUCAACUUCAUUCUCUGACUUAAUAUGAUGAAAUACCCUUUUUAAAAGACUGAUGGAUGGGUAUUUUGGUCGUAUCGCCUGGGAGCACUGGCUGAUAUUAGUUCCCGACCAUAGAUACAUUCACGGAAUGCGUGGAAGUGCAUUUUUUGUCCCCGUGCAUUUACGGGGCGGUUGUACUCGCAUUUCGCUUCCCUGAUGACUCACAUUAUUUGUCGAGCUUGCAUAUAUAUAUACAUUUGUAUCUGUAUCUGUAUCUGUGCGAGGCAGUGUGCGGAUGGAUAUGCUUUUCGAGCGGAUAGUACGUCUAUAACUUGCGCUGCUUAACUGUGACCGAUACAUAUUUCUUUAUUUGUUUACAUGCUGAAAUGUUUUUGUCAAAACACGAGUUCCUCAUGGCGAUCUACCAAACCGCAAGAGUGUCUACAAGUAUUCGUCAUCUUGUUUACCAUCCAGACAGUUUUGGUAUGGUAUAAUAGCUAGCUAUGCCAGCACCAGAACCAGAAUCAGAACUCCCGAAUAUUAUAUAUGUGUAUGAAUAUUUGGCCAGGAAUGCACUCACUGCCUCCUAACCAAAGUUAAGCGUAUUUUAGCAAAUAAGUGUGUAAAUAAUUGUGCGCGCACAUAGCACACAUAGCACACAUAGCACAUUUGGUGCAUUGACCUUGCUUAGCAGUUUGUUUUUUACGGUUAUUAGUGCGGACGGAUGGAGGAGGCAAUGGCUUUGCCUUUUGCCUUUGGCGUCACGAACAGAAAACUCAAUUGCGUAUUACCCGCGUAUAUAUGUAUGUAUAUAUAUGUAUGUAUGUGGUGGCAUGUAGAGAAAUAAGUGGGUACAUAUGUACUAGGGCCAGGCGUCGUUGACUUCUGCGACUACAUGUUUUAUCUUUACUGCAAAAAAUGUAUUAAUAUAGUAUUCGAGCUGAUGACCUUAGGUUCUAAGCGUGCGGCAGGAACGCUCGGUUAAAAUCGAAAGCCACAGUCCCAGACCCAGACCCAUUUCAUCACUUUUACUUGUUCCCCAAAGAGUGUGUGUGUGUAUAUAAUGCACAUGUAUCUGUAUCUCACGGAUGCGGGUGUCUGCAACUUCUGGCCUUAGUAUCUGUGAGUGUUUUGGGCCCGAGUCUGGUGUGAGUGUGUUGUGUCUACAAGAGUCGGGCUGCUUAUUAGACUUGAACUGAACUGUCUGACUGACGGCGACAUUGAGAGUGAGUUUCGGAGCAGAGUUGCGAGGGCAAAGGCAAAGGCAAUGGCACAGGCAAUGGCAAAGGCAAUGGCAAAGGCAAUGGCCGAUGGAGCAUCGCAUCCCGUCGGCCGCAAUAGCAUACACUCUCGUACCAUCGCUUCAGUCGUUUCAGCUGAAAGUCUGCUCCACUCAGCCCGCUCAACUCAUUUCAGUUCGGUUCAGUUCAACUCGCUACUGCCAAGGGUAUCGCCAUCGCCAUCGCCAUCGACAUCGACAUCGCCUCGGAUGUGGCUGUGGAUGUGGAUGAACUCGCGAGACCAAGAAACAUUCGCCCGGCCAUAUUAAGCGACCUAUGAAUGCCUUCAUGGUGUGGAGCCAGAUGGAACGGCGGAAGAUCUGCGAGCGGACGCCGGACCUGCACAACGCCGAGAUAUCCAAGGAGCUGGGCCGGCGAUGGCAGCUCCUCAGCAAGGACGACAAGCAGCCCUACAUCAUCGAGGCCGAGAAGUUGAGGAAGCUGCACAUGAUCGAGUAUCCCAACUACAAGUACAGGCCCCAGAAGAAGCAGACCCGAUCCCCGGGAUCAAUGAAGCAGAGUCCGGACGCAGACGGCUGCGAAGCUAAAAAUGACACGCCCAACAACUCACUGACCACGACCAAUCUUGCAAUUAAUGGAGCCACCACUACCAACACUGCCGGUCGGAAAAGCAAAAGAUCUACCUCUACAUGUCAAACUGGUUCAGUUUCGAAGCGACUAAGGAACGAUUCGGGUGAUAACUCCAAGCCUAAAUACGAAGUAAAGGAGGAGCCUGCCGAGCAGCACAAUAACAAUACCGUGGAUAUUAUCCUACCCUCAGCCGAUAAUCUAUUAAGCUACCAAUCAUCUGAAUACUUACCUCUAAGCACGAAUAGCAGUGCCGAGUGCGAUGAGAAGCUACACUCAGACCUGAGCACGGGUCCGCUGGACGCCGACGUGGUGCAUCGCUUCCUGCCGCUCUUCUUCACCAGCAACGAGGACUCGCAGCUGGAGGUGCACUCCUCGUCGCACAGCCACCACCAGAGCCAGUCGGAUCCCACGGCGGGCCUGCUGGACGAUCGCGAGGAGCUGUCCUCCGAGGAGGUGCUGCGCUAUCUGCCCUACCUAGAGGUGAACUCCUCGUCGGCCGGUGGCCACAACUCGCUCAAGGUGGAGCUGGAGCCCAGCCUCAAUGAGCCCGUGUUCGACUCCGAGGACAAUAUUGUGAACGAUGCCAACUUGCACUCGGCCAGCCAUCAAAUACCUCCAUAUGUGCCUGAUAGCCACGACUGCUUUGCGGAGGAUUGCGGCGGAGGUGGUGGCGGCGGUGGCGGUGGCGGAGAGUGCUCCUCCCACCAGGAGCUCGAGUUCGAGGUGGUGCGUCCGCAGACCGUCACGAUGACCAUGACCUGCACGCUGCCCUACGGCGGCCCGGAUGGGGGGCACACAUUCCAGAACGACGACUUCAACCCAAUGCCGUCGGCCGCCGAGGACAGCGACUGCAGCAUACUGACCACCUCCAACUCGCCGCAGAUCGGCUUCGGCAAUGGCAGCGUCUUCGUGGAGGCGGACGCCAUCGGGAACACUUGUACAUACGCCCAACAAGACUACGCCGGAAAUGUAAUUGAAACACACAAUGAUCUCAACUACGCCGCACACGAUAACAACGGAGCUCUACUAGCUUACACAUUUGAGGACUUGCCGCCUCAGCCAACCGGUAGUCAUUUAGAAUUUAACACUAACAAGUACGAGUUUGCAAGUUAUUAUAAAAUGUGAGAGUUAUUUAAGUUUUGUGUAAUUUAUAACUAAUCUAAUUGUACGUUUAUAAUUUUACACCAAAUUAUAUAUAUAUAUAUGUAUAUGUAUAUGUAUAUCUAUACAGAUAAAUACUAUAUAUUCCAUAAAUUCUAUAUACAAAACAAACAACAACAAAAAAAACGAGAAUAAAAUGCUUUGCAUUGAAAAUAUUUA